Monosiga brevicollis MX1 is the source of this 1962-nucleotide messenger RNA. RefSeq lists its product as uncharacterized. Bases 1 to 1962 code for a protein of 653 amino acids. The record is from RefSeq and is a predicted model, not a curated record. The transcript is spliced from 4 exons. Lineage: Eukaryota; Choanoflagellata; Craspedida; Salpingoecidae.
AUGUUGAAGACCAACCUUCGGUUUCCACAAACGGCACUGUGUGCCCGCCAAGCGGCUCGCUCACUGCAACAGCAAUCUGCAGCUCGUCCCCGGACGAGUGAGAAUGACAUGCAAUGGAACCCGGCCAACAAGGACGAGGCAUACCAAGCAGCCCAUACUCGCUUCAGCACUGACGGCAAUCCCACUUUGCCGCAUGACAAGAUGUUCAAGGGCGAAUGGCAAAAAGACCCUGCCUUCCGUGCAUCCGAGGAAUAUGUCAACAAGCGCAAGACCAGCGCACAGGCCAGCUUUGAUAUGAACAAAAACUACACCCACGGUCAAACGGCCACGCAAGGGUUGGGCAAGGGCAGUGAUCCGAACCCCAAUCCGGUAACACAGAGCGCCAAGAACUUGGCACGCGACGUGAAGCAGUCAAUGCAGCGCGUGACCUCCAAGGCCGAGCAAGCCAUGCCCUCACCAUCUGGCGGCGUGGAACAAAAUUUGGACCAAGCCAAGCGGGAGGUCUCUGACCUCGGCCAAAAGGCUGCCCAACAGGGCCGCCGUGCGGUUGAUCGUCUUGAGGACAAGGCCGAGGAGGCCGCUCAGGCCGCUCCCAACGCCGCCAGCAUGUUGCACGACGCCAAGGAGCGUGGUGAACACAUUGUCCAUGAGGUUCAGGACAAGGCGGAGCAUCUGGCUCACGAGGCCAAAGAAAAGGUUGAGCACAUGUUGCCUGAUACGGCGGAGGGUGACUCCUUGCUGAGCAAGGCCAAGUCACAGGUCAAGAACGCAGCCGAGGCCAUCCAAAACGCUACGGCCCGUGUGCUGCACAUGGAUAGCUCAGAUCGUGCCGCUGAGCAAGGCCGCCACGUUGCUGAGAAGGCCUCAGACAAGGUGGAGCAGAUGACGGAGCGUGGUCGCCAUGAAGCCAGCAAGCUCGGCAACCGCGUCGAGUCAGCCGCCAGCAACCAGAGUGACGCCAAGCGUCUCGCCGAUGAUGCCAAGGAAGAAGGUCGUCACGCGGCCAAGCAGGCAGCCAACAAGGCCAGCGAAUGGGCCGAGGAAGGCCGUCACGCCAUCAAGGACACGCUGCACGAGGCCGAGGCCAAGGGCGAUGAUGUCAUGACCAAAGUUGAGGAUGGACUAAGCUCCGCCAAGGAAACGAUCAAAGACAAGGCUGGUGAGCUAAAGGACAAGGCGAGCGAGCUGUACGACGAUGCCGCCGAAAAGGUGCAGGAGGGCAAGCACGAGGCCAAGGACAAGGCAGAGGACCUGGCAGAGGCUGCCAAGCAAAAGGGCAACCAGGCCAAGCAUCAGGCCCAGGAAACCGCAGGCCGAGUCGAAUCCGAGGCAGCCGAAACUGGUACGGCCUUGAAGAACAAGGCCAAACAGGCUGCCAAUGCCAUGGAGCGCAAUUUUGAGGAGGCCAGCGACAAGGUGAACGAUUCUUUUGGUGACAACGUCACAGAUCAGGCGAGCAGGAUCGUGGAUCGCGCCGCGUAUAAAGCGGCACGCUGGGGCUCCAAGACUUCAUCCGGCCUCAAGCAGCAGCUCGAGGGGACCUUUGGUGAUUUGAACAUGGAUCAACGAGGUGACUUUCGGCAGUCGGGUGAGGCUGGUCGGCCCCGGACACGCGGCAUUCGCGAGGGUCGCGAUGCUAUGGAGACAGAAUCAGCUUUGAAGUACCGAUCUGGUCGAGUGCCACAAGGAACGGUGCAAUUUGCGGGGCGUGACAUGGCUGAUCGACACGCGCUAAUGCAGCGUGCCGAGCAGCAGUCGGCCGAGCGCGUGACGGUUGAAGAUGCUUUUACCCCCAGCGGCAAGCCGCUCAACCCUCCCGAGUAUGCAAAGUCUGCAUCAGCCCCCAAGCAAGACAACGUUGAACAUCGUCAACAGUAUGGCGAAGAUGGCUCUGCUACCGAUGCAUUGGAGCAAAAUGUGCACCGUGAUGUCGAGCGUGCAGGUACCACCUCCCGUGCUUAA